Molecule: messenger RNA, 2024 nt
Organism: Epinephelus lanceolatus (giant grouper)
Lineage: Eukaryota; Metazoa; Chordata; Actinopteri; Perciformes; Serranidae
Gene: gabra4
Product: gamma-aminobutyric acid type A receptor subunit alpha4
Biological process (GO): monoatomic ion transmembrane transport
Cellular component (GO): membrane
Molecular function (GO): GABA-A receptor activity; extracellular ligand-gated monoatomic ion channel activity
Source: RefSeq, a predicted model, not a curated record
AGAGAGGGAGGAUUGUUUCUUUCUCUGGAUGCCAGCAGCAGCAACAGCAGCAGCAGCACCUCAUCCGGACUAGAGGUGACCGGGGCUGGGGGUGAAGGUGUGUGUGUGCGUGCGUGUGUGUGUUGCGCGUGUGGAGAGACUGCAGGAGCGGGAGAGGCUCAACUUGCUCCCCUCUCCGCCGCCGCUCUGCCCUCUCUGUGUGCGCCGCGGCUCCUCUCCUCCUGUUCUCCGGGACACGGGCAGGCAUCUGGCGUGGUGAGAUGUGAAGAGGCUUGAAGUAUGGCAUGCAAAGAUGGUUUCUGCCAAGACGAAGGAGACGGUGACAGCGAUGUGCCCCGCUUUUAUUCGGACCCUCUUCUACUUUUUCUGUUUGGCGACUUGUGUAAAGAAAAUCUCUGGACAGACAAAGAAGGAUGAAAGGAUAUACCCGGAGAAUUUUACGCGCAUUUUAGACCGACUUCUGGACGGCUAUGACAACAGGCUACGACCCGGAUUUGGAGGUCCCGUGACUGAGGUCAAGACCGACAUAUAUGUAACAAGUUUUGGGCCUGUCUCAGAUGUUGAAAUGGAGUACACAAUGGACGUGUUCUUCCGGCAGACGUGGGUGGACCGCAGGUUAAUGUAUGAGGGCCCAAUAGAGAUUUUGAGGCUGAACAACCUGAUGGUGACUAAAGUGUGGACCCCAGACACCUUCUUCAGGAAUGGCAAAAAGUCAGUCGCUCACAACAUGACGGCCCCCAACAAGCUUUUCCGCAUCAUGAAGAAUGGCACCAUUCUGUACACCAUGAGGUUGACUAUCAGUGCUGAAUGUCCCAUGAAGCUUGUGGACUUCCCCAUGGAUGGACAUGCGUGUCCUCUCAAGUUUGGAAGCUAUGCCUAUCCUAAAACAGAAAUGAUCUAUACUUGGACCAAAGGGCCUCAGCAUUCAGUCGAGGUCCCUCCUGAGUCCUCCAGCCUCGUUCAGUAUGAUCUCAUCGGCCAGACGGUCUCCAGUGAAACCAUUAAAUCCAUCACAGGUGAAUAUGUGGUGAUGACGGUCUACUUCCACUUGAAACGUAAAAUGGGCUACUUCAUGAUUCAGACGUAUAUCCCCUGCAUAAUGACAGUAAUCCUCUCCCAAGUGUCCUUCUGGAUAAAUAAAGAAUCAGUCCCGGCACGCACAGUCUUCGGCAUCACCACCGUCCUGACCAUGACAACACUCAGCAUCAGCGCUCGCCACUCCCUUCCCAAGGUGUCGUACGCCACUGCGAUGGACUGGUUCAUCGCUGUCUGUUUCGCCUUCGUCUUCUCUGCCCUCAUUGAGUUUGCCGCCGUAAACUACUUCACCAACGCGCAGAUCGAGCGGGCCAAAAAGAAGCCGGCCAAAUGUCCCCCGGUGCCCCAAACCACGCCUGUCAAGGUCAAGGACACAGAGGAAGUGCUGCAGAAUCCUGAUAGCAACGGUAACCUGAGAAAACGGAUGAAUUAUAUCUCCCACCAAGAGUCCAGCAGUCACCAGAGAGCUCAGUCCACCACCAACAUCUCAGGAGUGGGGAGAGCGAGACCGCUGCGACCUUUAGCCAGCGGAGCCAACGGCAGCUCGUCCACCCUGUCCCGCUCCAGCCCCAAGUCUGAGAGCCUCCUCAGUGUGGCCUCAUCUUCUGCCCAGCUGGUGAAGAGUAUGCCCCAGGCUGCUGCUUCCACACCAGACGUGAUGGCGGGGACGCCGUGCAAGCAGAACGCCAGCUCCUCGUCUCUGCAGCAUCUGCUGGGGCCUAAGCUGGAGCGCAUCCAGAUGAUGGGGAACAAACUGGAGCUAAAGCAGACGCCAUGCUCCCAGCCCACCACUGCUGGUAUGGGUGGAACCAGCAAAAUUGACAAGUAUGCACGGAUCCUGUUCCCAGUGUCUUUCGGGGCUUUUAAUAUGGUCUACUGGGUGGUUUACUUAUCAAAGGACACGAUGGUGGCUAAAGGUGGCUAGACUUUGCUCUGGCAAUGAGAGCAAAGAUCUAUUUCUUUCAACAGAUGGAAAUCAAAUAAGGAUU